UCCCCUUCCCCUUAUAACAAGCCGGGACUCUUAAAAUAAGAUCAGAAAGCUGCAAAAAAAAAGCAAUCGCUUACAAGCUCUUUUAUGUCUAACAGAGUGACAGAGCCACAGGAGGCAGCGGACGGUGGGCGUAUUUGGCGGCCGUUUUCGGAGGACAGCAGGACGUCGCACUCCUGUUAUCUCGCAGUCGGUCUGCUCCCACAGCAACAGCUUCCAUCAGCAGGGUGAAGGGACAGACGUCUCUGAGCGGUGGCCCCAGCGUCGGCGCACAUCCCCUUGGAUUUCUCCCGAGAAAGAGAGGAUGACUCGCGCUGUGCACACAGACGACUCUGACAUGGGAUCAAAGUGUUGUUGAACAGGUUCCACAAUCAGAAGCAAACAUGGGAUGUUUUGGAUUCCUCAAAGUCAUGAUGUUCAUUUUCAAUGGCGUCAUCUUUUUGGCCGGCGGCGCCAUCCUCGCGGUCGGGAUCUGGGUGAAGGUGGACAGCGGCUCCAUCCUCGGCUUCCUCGGGAAAAUCGAGAACGCACCGCCGGAGCUCCGUCAGGUGCUCAACGUGGGCUACCUGCUGAUUGCGUUGGGCGUGCUGCUGGUCGUCAUCGGCUUCCUCGGCUGCUGCGGCGCUGUCAGGGAGAGCAAGUGCAUGCUGAUGCUGUUUUUCAUCAUAGUCUUGCUGGUCUUCAUAGCGGAGGUAGCGGGGGCAGUGGUGAUCUUGGUAUUCCGACCCCUGGCGGACGAGUUGUUUCAAAAGCUCGGCACGGCAGCGGUUCAGAACAUCAAGGCAGACUAUGGCGCCAAUCCGGACAUCACGGGACUGUGGAAUACUACAAUGGACACGUUAAAAUGUUGUGGAUUCUACAACUCUUCAGACUUCGUGGGCUCCCCGUAUUACAGGAAUCACGACAUGCGAUUCCCGCCGCAGUGCUGUCCAGGCUCGAGCUACUCGUGUAAUCAGUCGGAGGCGGACAACGCCACGACAAUCACCGGCUGCUUCCCAAAGAUCCUGCAUCUGAUCGACAGCAACACAGUGGUUAUUGUGGCAGUGGCGCUGGGGAUUGGAGUUCUGGAGCUAUGUGCCAUGGCCGUAUCAAUGAUCCUUUACUGCAGAAUAAAAUCCAUGCAAGCCUGACUUUGAAAAAAAAAAAAAUCCUCAGGAGGAUCAUCUUUAAUCACUGGAGCCUUCUCACUUCCUACAUCGCCUCUAGAGGGCCGAGGGUCUUUGCCUUUAUUGUGCAAAAAAAUGCCUCACCGUUGAAGAAAGUUAAUGUCCGAUAAAAUAUGCAAUCAGAAUUACCGAAUGAUAAAACAACGUCCAUUUUUCAAUCCAUCCAUCCACUAGCUAUUGUGUUCAUCCUCUGAUGGCCAUUUGGGAGGCUGGAGCCAAUCCCAGCUCACAUUCGGCAAGAAACGUCUAUUUUUCUUUUACCACAUUUAAAUCUAACAAAUGCUGUAUACUGACCUAUACUAUCUAUUUCUGAAGAGCACUACACUUUAUAAAGCAGGCUACACACCACUUGUAACACAUGGCCAGUUAAUGAGGAAUUACACAAUGACUAUAUUUUACUGUGUUGGACACAGGGACCACUUUUUUGAGUGUUGUUGCCACAGUGCAGCUUGUACAAUAGCAACGGAAGUGACAUAUUAUUUGUAUGUAUCUCGUACGGUGAUCAAAUUUUGGAAUAAAGUGCAAAUCGUUUCUA
Molecule: messenger RNA, 1698 nt
Organism: Scophthalmus maximus (turbot)
Lineage: Eukaryota; Metazoa; Chordata; Actinopteri; Pleuronectiformes; Scophthalmidae
Gene: tspan34b
Product: tetraspanin 35
Exons: 9
Coding region: 381-1127 (248 amino acids)
Cellular component (GO): membrane
Source: RefSeq, a predicted model, not a curated record